AUGGCCGCAAGCGUAUCUCCGUUCGCCCGGAGCACAGCGUUCGAAGAGUCUCUACUAUCGGCGAGAGAGCAGACCAUAGAGGAAAUGUACAGUGUACCCGAGAGCUUCCUCGAGAUUGAAGUGAGGAACCCACAGACCCACGGGUUCGGGCGGAAGAUGUACACGGACUAUGAGAUCGUAUGCAAGACGAACAUCCCCGCUUUCAAGCUGCGCCAUUCGCUCGUGCGCCGACGCUACUCCGACUUUGAAGCCUUCCGCGACAUUCUCGAGCACGAAUCCACGCGGGUCAACAUCCCCCCGCUCCCUGGCAAAGUCUUCACAAACCGUUUCUCAGACGAGGUUAUCGAGAACCGCAGAGAAGGUCUGGAGAGGUUCUUGAGCAUCGUUGCAGGGCAUCCGCUGCUACAGACCGGAAGCAAAGUCUUGUGCGCCUUCCUCCAAGACCCUGCCUGGGAUAAGGCCCAGUGGGUCUGA
Cyclocybe aegerita is the source of this 474-nucleotide messenger RNA. The record is from the annotation of a GenBank genome assembly. Lineage: Eukaryota; Fungi; Basidiomycota; Agaricomycetes; Agaricales; Hemipholiotaceae.